Molecule: messenger RNA, 1009 nt
Organism: Vespa mandarinia (Asian giant hornet)
Lineage: Eukaryota; Metazoa; Arthropoda; Insecta; Hymenoptera; Vespidae
Gene: fabp
Product: fatty acid binding protein
Molecular function (GO): lipid binding
Source: RefSeq, a predicted model, not a curated record
AGAGAAAUAGAGAUGGACACAGGAUACGUCGUUAGAGUCAGAAGACGGGUUAUCCUCCGGGCUGAGUGAGUUCGUCGUAUCGUUCUUCGAUCCGAUCCACCAUCGGUUCUUCCCAUCUAUUCGUCUAACGUCUAGGAAAGAAGAAAGUACUCGUCUCAGGUUCUCCUGCGGUGUAAUACGACCGAAGGUCCUUCUCGUUUAUUCACGCGGUUAAGCUCGAAGCGGUAUCGAUCGUCCAUCAUGCCUGCCGAGGAUUUCCUUGGAAAGAAGUACAAGCUCUCCAACAGCGAGAACUUUGAUGAUUUCAUGAAGGCUCUAGGUGUGAGCCUUGUUACGAGGAAAAUGGGUGCCAGCGUGAAUCCAGUCGUUGAGCUUACGGAAAACGAUGGCACGUACAUUUUGAAAACCAACAGCCCUUUCAAAAGUUCCGAGAUUAAGUUCAAACUCGGCGAGGAAUUUGACGAAGAGACGCCCGACGGUAGAAAGGUGAAGAGCGUUUGCACUAUGGAAGGCAACAAGCUAUUGCACGUACAGAAAGGUGAAAAAGAAACAACCAUCGAGAGAGAAUUCACGCCGACAGAAAUGAAAGCGGUAAUGAAGGUCGACGAUAUAGUCUGUACAAGAGUGUACACCGUUCAGAACUAAUAUCCUUUCAGACGUGUCCUAAGAAAACUUGGCUGUCCAAUUCAUACUCUAAACAUACCAAGAAUUUUACUCGUUAAAAAGCUUCAAAUAUAUAGGAGAUGUUAACUCCUAUUUAUCGUUAAGUAAUGAAAAGUACGUUCCAAAAGUUCGCUUAGUAUUUUUUACUAAAGAAAAAUGUUAUAUGUCGAUGGUUUAACGGCGGAUUGACGCUGAUGUUUUAAAACAACAUGCAAAAGUAUUUAAAGCUACUAAUAUCGAAGAAAUAUAAUUCGUAUAGAAAUAAAAUGUCGAUAGCAUAUAUGCGAUCUUUGAAUGUAUUUAAAGGUAUAAAAAUAAGCGCAUUAUCAAUUCUUUAAUGUCUUUA